AUGGCGACUUUCCUAGACAAUGCAUACAGCUUGGUGCACCAAGACAACACGGCCGACCAGCCGUCGGUGCAGGACCUCAAGAACCAGCUGGAAAAGGGCAACGACGAGUCCAAGCAAGACACCAUGAAGCGCAUCUUGACCAUCAUGCUCAACGGCGACCCAAUGCCCCAACUACUGAUGCACAUCAUCCGCUUUGUCAUGCCUUCCAAGAACAAACCUCUGAAGAAGCUGUUAUACAUGUACUACGAGGUCUGUCCCAAGCACGAUGCUGGCGGCAAGCUAAAGCAAGAGAUGAUUCUGGUCUGUAAUGGUAUCCGUAUGGAUCUACAGCACGCCAACGAGUACAUCCGCGGCAACACUCUCCGUUUCCUCUGCAAGCUCCGCGACGCCGAACUCAUUGAACCGCUUCUUGCACCCGCACGCCAAUGUCUCGAACACCGUCACUCAUAUGUCCGCAAGAAUGCUGUCUUCGCCAUUGCUUCCAUCUACCAACACAACGAGGCUCUCAUGCCUGACGCUCCCGAGCUUCUCCAGGCGUUCCUCGAGUCCGAAAGUGACGCCACUUGCAAGAGAAAUGCUUUCGCCGCUUUGAUCUCUAUCAGCCACGACCAGGCUCUUGAGUACUUGAGCUCCGUCUUCGAGGGUAUCCCCAACGCGGAUGAACUGCUUCAGCUUGUUGAACUAGAAUUCAUUCGCAAGGACGCCAUCACAAACUCUCAAAACAAGGCACGCUAUCUUCGUCUGAUUUUUGACCUUCUCGAGGCCAAAGAAUCCACUGUCGUCUACGAGGCUGCAUCUUCGCUCACAACUCUCACCAGCAACCCUGUCGCAGUCAAGGCAGCCGCUGCCAAGUUCAUUGAACUGAGCAUCAAAGAGUCGGAUAACAACGUCAAGCUGAUUGUCCUCGAAAAGGUCAACCAGCUGCGUCGCGUCAAUGAAGGCAUUCUGGAUGACUUGACCAUGGAGAUUCUGCGCGUUCUGUCUAGCCCCGAUCUAGAUGUCCGUAGAAAAGCCCUCAGCAUUGCCAUGGACAUGGUCUCAAGCAAGAACGUUGAGGAGGUUGUCCUGCUUCUCAAGAAAGAGCUGUCCAAAACUGUCGACGAGCAAUACGAGAAGAACAACGAGUACCGUUCCCUGCUCAUCCACUCCAUUCACCAGUGCGCCAUCAAGUUCUCCGAGGUUGCAGCCAGUGUCGUCGGCUUGUUGAUGGACUUUAUCGCCGAUUUCAACAACGCCUCUGCCGUCGAUGUCAUCCAAUUCGUUAAGGAGGUUGUCGAGAAGUUCCCCAAGCUCAGAGCGACAAUCGUUGGUCGCCUUGUUUCUACUCUUAGUGAAGUUCGUGCCGGAAAGGUCUACCGCGGUUCCCUUUGGAUUAUUGGUGAAUACUCUUUGGAAGCCAACGACAUUCGUGAAGCUUGGAAGCACAUUCGCGCUAGCUUGGGAGAGAUUCCUAUCCUUGCUUCUGAACAACGCCUUCUCGAGGAGCAACCUGACGGCGAGCCCAACUUGAAUGACCAGGUCAACGGAAACACAAAGGCUGCUCCAAGUGGUUCACGAAAGGUCCUUGCAGACGGCACAUACGCUACUGAGAGCGCCCUGACCAGUCAGUCCGCUGUCAAGGCCAAGCUGGAGGCUGUUAAGGCUGCUCAGAAGCCCCCGCUCAGACAACUCAUCCUCGACGGCGACUACUAUCUUGCAAGCGUUCUUGCCUCUACUUUGACCAAGCUUGUUAUGCGCCACAGCGAAAUCUCGGACGAUCAGGCCAGAACAAACGCUCUUCGUGCUGAGGCUAUGCUUAUCAUGAUUUCUAUCAUCCGCGUCGGACAAUCGCAAUUCGUCAAGCACCCUAUCGACGAGGACUCUAUCGACCGCAUCAUGUCUUGUGUGAGAUCACUGGCAGAGUUUGCGCAGAAGCGCGAGCUCGAGAACGCCUUCCUUGACGACACCAGGAAAGCGUUCAGAGACAUGGUCAACGUUGAAGAGAAGAAGCGUGCCGAGAAGGAUGCUCUCACCAAGGCCAAGAACGCAAUCCAGGUCGAUGAUGUGGUUUCCAUCCGACAACUUAGCAAGAAGAAUGCCGUCGAUGGCGCUGAUGAAAUUCAACUUGACCUUGAGAAGGCCACUGGUGGUGACUCUGCAACAGAAGAUCUCAGCUCAAAACUCAGCCGUGUUGUGCAGCUUACUGGUUUCUCGGAUCCCGUAUACGCAGAGGCAUACGUCCAAGUUCACCAAUUUGACAUUAUCCUUGACGUCUUGCUUGUUAACCAGACUCAGGACACUCUUCAGAACCUCUCAGUAGAGUUCGCUACUCUUGGUGACCUGAAGGUUGUCGAAAGACCUACUACACAAAACCUCUCAGGACUGGACUUCCUCAACGUCCAGGCUACUAUCAAGGUGUCUUCCACAGAUACUGGAGUCAUCUUCGGAAACGUCGUCUAUGAGGGUGCCUCAUCAACAGACCAAAAUGUCGUCAUCUUGAACGACGUUCACGUUGACAUUAUGGACUACAUUCAACCAGCUCAAUGCUCAGAGACACAAUUCAGAACCAUGUGGACCGAGUUCGAGUGGGAGAACAAGGUCAACAUCAACACAAAGAUGCCAGCCGGCAAGGGUCUGCGCGACUUCUUGAAGGGAUUGAUGAAGGUCACAAACAUGAGCUGUCUGACACCGGAUGCCAGUCUCAGCGGAGACUGUCAAUUCUUGAGCGCCAACUUAUAUGCUAGGAGUGUCUUCGGCGAGGAUGCUUUGGCCAACCUCAGUGUCGAGCAAGAAGGCGAAAACGUCACCGGCUUCGUACGGAUAAGAAGCAGAUCACAGGGACUGGCACUCAGUCUCGGCUCACUCAAGGGCUUGAACAAGAUUGGCGACUAUGUUUGA
Messenger RNA from Aureobasidium melanogenum CBS 110374, 2877 nucleotides. Its product is annotated as Coatomer, beta subunit. The record is from RefSeq and is a predicted model, not a curated record. Lineage: Eukaryota; Fungi; Ascomycota; Dothideomycetes; Dothideales; Saccotheciaceae. Gene Ontology annotation, biological process: intra-Golgi vesicle-mediated transport; endoplasmic reticulum to Golgi vesicle-mediated transport; intracellular protein transport. Gene Ontology annotation, molecular function: structural molecule activity. Gene Ontology annotation, cellular component: COPI vesicle coat; cytoplasm. The transcript is spliced from 5 exons. The coding region runs from base 1 to 2877 and encodes 958 amino acids.